Vigna radiata var. radiata (mung bean) is the source of this 831-nucleotide messenger RNA. RefSeq lists its product as uncharacterized. The transcript has a single exon. The coding region runs from base 1 to 831 and encodes 276 amino acids. The record is from RefSeq and is a predicted model, not a curated record. NCBI's taxonomy places the organism in Eukaryota, Viridiplantae, Streptophyta, Magnoliopsida, Fabales, Fabaceae.
AUGCGUUCCUACACGGUGAACUUUCUGAAGAUGUCUACAUGGUUGUUCCUCUUGGUGUCAUGGGUCACCGUAGUUCACAGUUGCAAAAUAAAUAAAUCUCUCUAUGGAUAUAAACAAGCUCAUGUUGAUCAUAGCCUUUUCAUUAAAUCUGAUGCGUCUAAAUUUACUACUCUGAUUAUAUACGUGGAUGACAUUGUUUUAACUGGAAGUUCUAUGCAUGAGACUGCCCACAUUAAGCAAAUAUUACAUUCACAUUUUCAUAUAAAAGAUCUUGGUCUUUUGAAAUAUUUUUUGGGUAUAGAAGUUGCUCAUUUAGAUGCAAGAAUCUCCUUGUGUCAAUGGAAAUACUAUUUAGAUCUCCUCAAGGAUUCUGGUACGACAAGAUCCAAACCCUGUUCCACACCCAUGGAUAGUGCACUUCGUUUACAUCAAUAUUCCACUAAACCUCUCGCCUAUCCACUUUCGUAUCGAAGACUUGUUGGUCGUCUAUUGUAUCUUACUACCACACGUCCUGAUAUCACUUUUGCCACACAACAACUAAGUCAAUUCAUGGGUAAUCCUACUCAGAUGCAUCUUCGAGCAGCCAUGAGGGUCCUUCAUUAUCUCAAGCACAACCCCAGGAAAGGUUUGAUGUUCAGCCGUGAUUCUCCUAUCCAAAUUCUUGGUUUUAGUGAUGCAGAUUGGGCGACCUGUGUUGAUUCAAGAAGGUUUGUUACAUGGUAUUGUUUCUUUCUUGGAAAUUCCUUAAUUUCUUGGAAGACAAAGAAGCAAAACAUUGUAUCUCGCCCAUCAUCUGAAGCUGAAUACCGAGCCCUUGCUUCAACCACUUGA